Messenger RNA from Aplysia californica (California sea hare), 4059 nucleotides. RefSeq names its product peroxisomal targeting signal 2 receptor. Gene Ontology annotation, cellular component: cytosol; peroxisomal matrix. Gene Ontology annotation, biological process: protein import into peroxisome matrix. The record is from RefSeq and is a predicted model, not a curated record. Lineage: Eukaryota; Metazoa; Mollusca; Gastropoda; Aplysiida; Aplysiidae. The transcript has 10 exons. Bases 76 to 1020 code for a protein of 314 amino acids. Gene Ontology annotation, molecular function: protein binding.
UGCCACCAACUUCGCUUGAUGUUGUUUAGACUGUGACAGUCAAGAUUGAACAACAAUAAUAUUUCACCCAGUGAUAUGAAUCAGACUUUCAGAACUAAGUCAAGACAUGGAUAUUCAGUGAAAUUUUCCCCUUACCUACCGCAACGCAUUGCAUGCGCCACUUCUCAGUAUUAUGGCAUAGUCGGUAGCGGCUCUAUUUUUGUGUUGGAUGUCGACCCUUCAGGAGUGAGAGUUGUCCAGCAGUUUGAGUGGAGUGAGGGCGUCUUUGAUCUAACAUGGGCAGAAAAUAAUGAGAACAUUCUGGUGGCUGCUGGAGGAGAUGGGUCUAUACAAGUGUGGGAUGUCAGUCAACCUCAGGGACCCCUGAAGGCACUACGAGAACAUACCAAAGAGGUGAAUGCGGUGGACUGGAGUCAGACAAGAAAUGAACAUUUUGUGUUAUCAGCAUCAUGGGAUAAACUGAUUAAACUUUGGGACAUUAGUCAGGCCCAGUCCAUCGAGACAUUCCAAGGUCAUGACCACAUCGUCUACCAAGUGUCAUGGUCUCCGCACGUCCCUGGAUGCUUUGCCUCUGCUUCAGGAGAUCACAGUGUCCGUGUGUGGGAUUGCAGAAGAUCUGACGGUUGUGUGGCGCUCAUUCCAGCUCAUGAGGCUGAAGUGCUGUCCUGUGAUUGGUGUAAAUAUGAUCAGAACCUCUUGUUCUCUGGUAGUGUGGACGGACUUAUCAAAGGUUGGGAUAUCCGGAAGCCAGCUCACCCUGUUUGUGUUCUACGAGGUCACAAAUAUGCCGUGCGUCGUAUACGUGCAUCGCCAUUCAGUGGCUCAAUUGUUGCAUCAGCUUCAUAUGAUUUCUCUGUCAAAAUCUGGGAUACGGAACAGGAGUUGUGCCUUGACACUGUGGAACAUCACACAGAAUUUGUCUAUGGUCUGGAUUACAAUCUACACGUUCCAGGACAGAUGGCUGACUGUGCCUGGGAUGAGCUGGUUCAUGUCUAUCAGCGUCCCCUGAACUUGCCCUGACCAGCUGCGAAAAGUAGAAAUAGGAUUUGUUGAAUAUCAUUUUACAGUUUUUCCUGGAAGAAAAUUGUUUUUUCCCCUUGAACUGUUUUUGUAUUUUCAUAGACUUAUACCAUAAGUCUUUUGGAAACGAUUUGCAUUAUGUUUUGUACAGGGGUUUGACUAGUCGUCAUGCUGGAGUCUAGUCCUGGGUCUGUUGAGAUCUUUUUUUAAUUGAACGAUUCUGGGUGCUGAGUUCCUUAUCUGUGAUUAAAUUUGGACUUUUUGAUAAUUGUACUUUAUCAUGUCUAAUUGUUUUUUAAAUUUUAUUUUGCAUCAAUGUCGUAAGUAAGUGAUGUGUGUACAUGGCAUCUGCUCAGUGUGUCUAUGAAUGUAUAUAUAUUUAUAUCAUGGAAUUAGUUCAUUGGACUGAGCAAUCUAGUAGAACAGGACUAGAGUUUGCUAUGGGCCUAAUAACUAUUGACAUUGAUGCUCUGGGAACUGGGAACUGAGGGGGGAACAUUGGAUGAUAUGACUUAGGAUCAGGAACUCACUGGGUUGAAAUAUGGUCAUGCUGAGAGAAUUCUUAGGUACCAGAAACUAAAUUUUCUAAGUAGCUUGUUGGCGAAUUUAUCUGUCCCAUAUGAAAGGCCUUUGUCUUCUGAGAACUUUGGUACCAUUCUUUUACCUCCCUAUCAAUAUUAUUUUAAAGAAAAUGGCGACUGUUUUUAUCAUCAAACUGUCAUUGUUGCAGAUCAGUAUUUUAUUGUCUGAAAAAUGCAGAUUUGUUGUUGUUUAGACUAGAACUCUCGAGUCUUUUCCAGGCCAGCAUGACACUUGCACCUGAGCCAGGUGGUUUGGCUCUGUACAGUAGUGUACUGAGUGCUCCCCAUGUCGGGGUCACUUACUUUCAGAGUUUCGCAGAAGGAUUGAAUAUCUAAUCCCAAGCUGAAGACUCUGUUCCAAUAGAAAUGAAUUGAUCUUUCUAUUGUUGAUACUGUUGCCUUCUUUGAGCUGGUAUUGUACCUAUUUCAUGUAGGAAAAUGUCUUUGAAAACUUUGACGCUAUUUUUUAAAGCUUUCUAUUCCAUCCCUAGAGGCUAAAAUACAUCGCUGGAUACACCAUUCAAAGCACUAUAGCCUCCGCAAAUCUUUCCAUAAAGUAUUCAAAUUUUUGGGCUUCAAAUUUUGAGCCGGCUGACCUUACAUUCUAACCACAAGAGGCUUUGUUUUCCACUGCAAUUCUCCAGCUCCAAAUACAUAAACAUAUAGUCUAGACAACAGACACCGUUAUAAUAAGGAAAAGGUGAACAUGCUCAUGGUGUACAGCGUUUGGUGUUUCAUAUUGACAGGGCAAGGAAACGGUGAUCUGAAUUACUCUGAUUUCGCCUAAUCCACCCUCUCAAAAGGCCAUGAAUCGGCUUACGUGCUGUGUGUGCACUACCAAGUUCUGGUACUCUGUCUACUGGGCAUUUUUUCUACCACAUGUUGGCCUUCAUAAAAGUAUGCUUUUGUCACUACUUAUGUAGUUUGAUAAAAGCAUCACAGGAGCUCCUUUCUGCUGAGUGCAGUUGAUCGUGAAAUUGAAAACAUGUAUACAGUAUAAUAUGGAUAGCUCGAAUUCAUUGGGACCGGCCUCGGUAGUUUGAGGGAUCCGUAGAUCGAGGGAUAUCUUACAAAGAUAAAGAAGAAGAAAAAAACGGGACUGCAGGCACAGUUGGACAAAUGCGUGAUUUCAAGUUUUCUGUUUGUUCGUUUAGUAUAGGGUUUUACGGCGCUCGCAACCGCAUAAGGUCAUAUGAGCGCGCAGGACACACCUAAUACUUUUUCGUUGGUAGGAAAUUUUGAAUUUUGCCCGGGUGGCGGCCGAAGCCUACUCUUAUCGAAAGUUUUCUGUGUUCGACCUAUCCAUGUUAUACUGUAUAUCAUAAUGUAAUGUUAUUAACAUUUUUACACUUUGCUUAAAUCACAUGUGUGUGUUCAGAGGCAUUUAUGAGUGUGAGUUUAUGUGAGAGAGAGGGAGAAAGAAAGAAGUGGGUAUGGCAAAAGAGAGAGAGAGUUAUCACUUUUUAUCCGAGUAGGCUGCUUGUCUUGUCACUGUAUGACCAUCAGCCAUUCAUUAACAUAACAAGAAUAUAUAUGAAGUUUUUGAUUAUGGGAAAGUCUAUUUUGUUUUUGAUCUCUUGUCAUAUCAGUCUUAUUUUGCUCCUGUUGUGUGUGGCAUAAUAAUAUCAUGUGAUGUAUAUUUGUAUGCUGACAGCCUGACCACACAUUUACAACCACUGAAUGUGCUUGUCCCUCAAGUUGAAGUACCUGGUUCAAUCCCUGGUUUAGUGAAACAUGGUGUAUGCAUCUUGGAAGAUUCUAAAAGAAUUCUCCCCAGUUACGAUCCCAAAGAAUAUAUAUAUUACGGGGCGUAAUUAGAUCGACUAUUCCCUGUUUGUGUUCGAGCUUCGCGUAAUUUUCUUACAAAGAUAAAAAAAGAAGAAAAAAGGGGACCGCAGGCACAGUUCGAUGGUUGAGCGAUUUCAAGUAAUCUGUGUUCGACCUAUCAGAGUUAUACUGUUUUUUUAUUUCCUACAUUGUCAUUUCUGCUAAGGACAAAACCCGUAAAAUCUAUGUAUGCAUGUUACAUAGAUAUCUCAACAGUUAAAAAAAAGAAGCAGAAGAACUGGCUCGCUGGGGCAAUAAUUCCAAAUAAAAGUCUUAUCCAAAAAACUAGAAAUCCUGUGGUCUGUAUAAAUAAAUGAAGAGAAAGUUCACAGAUGGCACAUGGCUUCUCGAAAGAGGAAAGACUUCUACCUAGUAGUAGUAGAAUGAGACUGACGGCGUAUCAUGUAAGUGAUGUAAAUGUGUGUCCAUGUAUCAAGUAUCAGUGAGGUUUAGCCGAAGAGUGAAGCCAGUAACAACAUUGUAUUUAAAGGAUAUAUUCUUAUCAUGUAUUUAUUAACCAGAAUUUGUCUCAUAUUUCCUGUGAGAAAUUUGCCUCUCUAUGUUCUCAGGGAUUUCCAAUCAUGGCGUUCUCAGAGAAAAAAUAAAAUGUUACUUUUAUAAAUGAAUGAAA